AAUCUUUCUCCAGUGCGUAAGACCGUCGGAUCAUCUGCCACGUUACUCGCGAUUACGGGUUAACCUGUCAACGUUUGGUUACGGUCUGGCCUGAAGACAUGUGACAAAACAUUCAAUAAAAUAUUCUUUAUUAUCGACUGAUAACCGCAUGAUAAUCCUAUACAUUGUUGGUAUCAGCCAUCGUGAACAAGGUUUUAGAAAAUGUGCGAAGACGGUCGUCUGAUUAUUUUACUUGUGACUGUACUGCUAAGGUGGUGUACCACAUAUCACCCAUAUAGCGGUCAAGGAAAACCACCGAUGUUUGGUGAUUACGAAGCACAAAGACAUUGGCAAGAAGUAACAUUCAAUUUACCAUACCAAGAAUGGUACACCAAUUCAUCGAACAAUGAUCUACAAUAUUGGGGCCUCGAUUAUCCACCGCUGACCGCGUAUCACAGCCUGCUGUUGGGCUACGCUGCCAACAAAGCAAAUCCAGAUUACGUGAAACUCAGAGACUCAAGAGGCUUUGAAUCCGAUGGUCAUAAAUUAUUUAUGAGGCUGUCUGUGGUUGUUGCAGAUUUAUUAAUUUAUAUACCAGCAAUAUUCUGGAAGUUGUGGACGAGUCUGAUGGUUGUGGAGGAAAGUUUGUUGUGCUAGUUGUGUCAAACGCAUUCAUAGGGAAGCCUCUCUUACAAAGACACAGACUUGUCAAUUCGAUCUUGGAAGAAGAGUUAAAAGAAAUACAUGCUUUUUCUCAGAAGACCCUUACACCAGAGGAAUGGGAAAAACGAAAUGCUUAACUCUGCGUGAUUUUAUUAAUACUGAUUCAAUGAUAAAUAAAUAUUAGCA
Molecule: messenger RNA, 828 nt
Organism: Diprion similis
Lineage: Eukaryota; Metazoa; Arthropoda; Insecta; Hymenoptera; Diprionidae
Product: bolA-like protein 2
Exons: 3
Coding region: 202-636 (144 amino acids)
Biological process (GO): protein N-linked glycosylation; intracellular iron ion homeostasis
Cellular component (GO): endoplasmic reticulum membrane; nucleus; cytosol
Molecular function (GO): dolichyl pyrophosphate Man9GlcNAc2 alpha-1,3-glucosyltransferase activity; 2 iron, 2 sulfur cluster binding
Source: RefSeq, a predicted model, not a curated record